This is a messenger RNA of Gossypium raimondii (Peruvian cotton), 939 nucleotides long. Its product is annotated as dehydrodolichyl diphosphate synthase CPT3. The transcript has a single exon. The coding region runs from base 16 to 864 and encodes 282 amino acids. Gene Ontology annotation, cellular component: endoplasmic reticulum. The record is from RefSeq and is a predicted model, not a curated record. Lineage: Eukaryota; Viridiplantae; Streptophyta; Magnoliopsida; Malvales; Malvaceae. Gene Ontology annotation, biological process: polyprenol biosynthetic process.
UCCAAUAGGAAGUAAAUGGAGAAAGAGGUGAUGAGUAGUUUGAAAAUGGCAGGAAAUAUAUUAUGCAGUGCCAGCAGUUUUAUCAGAAAAUGCAUCUUUGGUGUUCUUAGAGUUGGUCCAAUCCCCAAUCACAUUGCUUUCAUCAUGGACGGAAAUCGACGAUAUGCUAAAAAGCAGAAGCUCUCACACGAUGGAGCCGCCGGGGGCGGCGGCCGUUAUGAUGCUGGCUUUUGGGCUCUCAUGGUUAUGUUAUUGUACUGCCAAGAGCUUGGGGUGAAAUAUAUCACUGCCUAUGCCUUCAGCAUCGACAAUUUCAAGCGGAAACCAGAAGAAGUUGAAUCACUUAUGGCUUCCAUGUUGGAGAAAUUCCAUCUCUUGGAUAUCCUCGUCAAACGUUUGGCCGUUAGGGUCCAUUUCGCUGGGAAUUUGGAGCUCUUGAGCAAUGAGCUUAGGGCUUCCGCCAUGGAACUUACGGAAGCUACGGCUGCGUAUUCGAAAUCGGUGCUUACGAUUUGUAUUGCCUACACUUCUAGAGACGAAAUCUUGCAUGCCGUUCGAGAAUCUUGUGAGCAAAAACGCAUUGAUCUGGAAUUCGAUAACGACGACGACAAUGAGAUAAAGUUGAUGAAGGUUGAGAAGAACAUGUAUAUGGCGGUUGCACCGGAUCCCGACAUUAUAAUACGGACCGGAGGGGAGAACCGGCUAAGCAAUUUCUUGUUGUGGCAGAGUAGUCGGAGUCAUUUACAUUCCAUGUGGGUACUUUGGCCGGAGAUUGGUGUAUGGAAUUUGGUGUUUGCAAUCUUGAAUUUUCAGAGGAAUAAAACCUACCACUUGGAGAUGAAGAAGAAAGAAAAAGAACUGUAAUUUGGAAACAAUGCGAAUUAAUUGUUACUAUAUUUCAUGGUUAAACAAGUUUAAUUAAAAUACCAUUAUAAUCCA